Leptopilina heterotoma is the source of this 566-nucleotide messenger RNA. RefSeq names its product histone H3-like. Gene Ontology annotation, cellular component: nucleosome. The coding region runs from base 78 to 566 and encodes 162 amino acids. Gene Ontology annotation, molecular function: DNA binding; structural constituent of chromatin; protein heterodimerization activity. Lineage: Eukaryota; Metazoa; Arthropoda; Insecta; Hymenoptera; Figitidae. The record is from RefSeq and is a predicted model, not a curated record. The transcript is spliced from 2 exons.
CCUAUAAAUAUGUACGUUUUCAUAAUGCCGAAACUAUUCUUCAUUUUUCCUUCGUACUUUGAACUCUCAACGAAACAAUGGCUCGUUUCAAGCAAUCUCCUUGUAAAACCAUCGGUGAUGAAGCACCAAGGAAUCAACUCGCUACCAAGGCUGCUGGUAAAAUUGCUCCUGCAACUGAUGAAUUGAAGAAGCCACAUAGCGAUAUGCCCGAAAUGUUCGCUCUUCGUAACAUCCAUCUCUAUUCGAAUAACACCGAGCUGAUAAUUGACAAACUGCCCUUUCAACGUUUUAUCCGUAAAACAUUGCAGUCAAUCAGUACAGAUAUAUGUUUCGAUAAUUCUGCUUUUAUGGCCCUUCAGGAGGCAAGUGAGGCCUACGUCCUAAGUCUUUAUGAAAAAAAAUCCCCAGCUGCACCUGCAGUGGCAACUCCGAAGAAAAAUGCGAAGGCCCAGAAGCCCCGUGCAAAGGCAAGUUACCCGCCAGCGUCGGAGAUGGUGUACCCGGCUGAUUACGAAAUGAACAAUUAUGAUUGUGUUCGAUGUACGAUUGACGAAUUUCACAAAUAA